This is a messenger RNA of Cygnus atratus (black swan), 4441 nucleotides long. It is a transcript of the gene SLC14A2, whose product is annotated as solute carrier family 14 member 2. Gene Ontology annotation, molecular function: urea transmembrane transporter activity. The transcript has 23 exons. Lineage: Eukaryota; Metazoa; Chordata; Aves; Anseriformes; Anatidae. Gene Ontology annotation, cellular component: membrane. The record is from RefSeq and is a predicted model, not a curated record. Gene Ontology annotation, biological process: urea transmembrane transport.
ACAAGCUCUUGGCAACUUGAUGUCUAGGAGCCAGGCAGCUGCUUCCUGAGACUGCAGUUCCCUGACUGCAGUAAAGUUACUUCCAGCUGAGUGCCAUGUAACUCUCCAAUCAAGCCUAACCAUCUGAAAACACCCACCUGAAUUCUCUGCACUCAACAGAGCAGCCCAAGGAUAAACCCUCCAGUAAAUCCUAUGUGACUGAAGCUGUAGGAACCUGACUUCCCCUCUUUUCACCACCCAAAGGAGAUGGAGCUCGGAGAAAUCGCAGUGGCUGGGAGUCCUGGCGAGAGGAAUUUGUACGCAGAGCAGAAGCCACGAACCCAGGACCUGCUGGGGAAGCAUGGAAAGCAAAUCCACCGAGUCUUCAAGUAUCUCACAGGAGAAAUGAAAGAAUACGGAGAGUGGAUGAAAAAUAAGCCCCUGAUGGUUCAGCUGGUGGACUGGAUCUUGCGAGGCACCUCCCAGGUGAUGUUUGUCAACAACCCCCUCAGCGGGCUGUUCAUUUUAGUGGGGCUUUUCAUCCAGAAGCCCUGGUGGAUGCUCACGGGCUGCGCUGGAUCAGUUGUGUCAACCUUAACAGCACUCGCCCUCAGCCAGGACAGAUCAGCCAUUGCAGCAGGGCAGCACGGCUAUAACGGGAUCUUGGUGGGACUGCUCAUGGCUCUCUACUCUGACAAAGGGGACUACUACUGGUGGCUUCUUCCUCCUGUGGCACUUACAUCCAUGGCCUGUCCAGUCCUGACCAGUGCUUUGGGAUCCAUCUUCAGUAAAUGGGACCUUCCCGUUUUCACUCUGCCCUUCAAUAUUGCAGUGACUUUGUACUUGGCAGCCACAGGACACUACAACCUCUUCUUCCCUACAACCCUCAUCAAGCCUGUAGCAUCAGUGCCCAAUAUUACCUGGACUGCAAUCAAUGUGCCUCUGCUCUUGCAAUCCAUCCCAGUCGGUGUUGGGCAAGUGUAUGGCUGUGAAAACCCCUGGACUGGAGGUAUCUUCCUUGUUGCACUACUUAUCUCCUCCCCACUUAUUUGCUUGCAUGCUGCAAUUGGAUCUGCAGUGGGGAUGUUUGCAGCACUGAGCAUCGCAACACCCUUUGACAGCAUCUACCUUGGCUUACACAAUUACAACUGCGCGCUCGCAUGCAUUGCAAUUGGAGGCAUGUUCUACGCCCUGACCUGGCAGACUCACUUGCUGGCACUUGCUUGUUCAUUAUUCUGUGCCUACUCUGGAGCAGCUUUUACUAAUGCCCUAUCUGUGCUUGGACUGCCACUCUGUACCUGGCCUUUUUGCUUCUCUGCACUUCUCUUCUUGCUGAUAACUUCAGACAACCCAGCCCUCUACAAAAUCCCCCUCUGCAAAGUCACCUACCCAGAAGCCAACCGGAUCUACUACCUGAGAAUGAAGAGAAGAGCAUCAGAGAGCAGAAGAGAAGAGCAGAAACGAAAGGAGCAGAAACCUUCUGGCAGCUCAAAAAUAAGCACAGGAGACACCCCCCUCCUGCAGAGCCACCGCACUGCUCUGCAGAUGGAGUGGUCCUGAAUGAGGAGAUUAAUGGCAGAGAGGUCUGGAUCAGGGCAGCACCAGCAAGAAAGGCAUAAACCUAUACCCCAUAAACCUAAUGGUCAAAACCUCACCAUGGAAAACAGUGUUGAUGUCAAGACAGAAAAUAACAGGGAAAGAAAACCAAGAAAGCAAAGUCCCUUGAGCAAAGGUGGAAAGAGAAUCUGCAGAGCUGUUGGGUACAUCACAGGAGACAUGAAGGAAUUUGGAGCCUGGCUAAGAGACAAGCCUAUCGUGAUCCAGUUUAUCGACUGGGUGCUGCGUGGGAUAUCCCAGGUGAUGUUUGUCAAUAAUCCCCUCAGUGGGCUUAUCGUAGUAGCUGGCUUCCUGGUACAGAAUCCAUGGUGGACGCUCACAGGCUGUUUAGGUACAGUGGUCUCAACCUUAACAGCACUUAUUCUGGGCCAGGACAGAGCAGCCAUAGCAGCAGGUCUGCAUGGCUAUAACGGGGUCUUGGUGGGACUGCUCAUGGCAGUCUUCUCUGCUAAGGGAGACUACCACUGGUGGCUUCUACUGCCAGUAGCACUGGUGUCCAUGAUGUGCCCUGUUUUCACCAGCGCUUUAGGCUCAGUCUUCUGUAAGUGGGAUCUGCCUGUUUUCACCUUCCCUUUCAACUUGGCCUUGACCCUCUAUCUGGCUGCAUCAGGACCCUACAACCUCUUCUUCCCUACAACCAUCAUUCAGCCUGCAACAGCAACACCAAACAUCACCUGGACAGAUGCUGAAAUGUCAAUGCUACUGCAAUCCAUUCCAGUCGGGGUCGGUCAGGUUUAUGGCUGCGACAACCCCUGGACUGGGGGAAUUUUCCUGCUUGCUUUAUUUAUCUCGUCUCCACUCAUCUGUCUGCACGCGGCAAUUGGAUCAGCAGUGGGGAUGCUGGCAGCACUGAGCUUAGCAACACCUUUUAGCAAAAUCUACUCCGGCUUGUGGAGCUACAACAGCUCCCUCUCCUGUAUCGCCAUCGGAGGCAUGUUCUAUGCGUUCACCUGGCAGACACAUUUGCUGGCAAUUGCCUGUGCGCUCUUCAGUGCCUAUCUGGGAGCAACAAUGACAAACAUGUUGUCUGUGUUUGGGGUGCCAUCAGGAACCUGGUCCUUCUGCUUAUCUGCACUGACCUUCCUGUUAAUAACCACAAACCACUCUGCCAUCUACAAGCUACCACUCUCCAAAGUCACCUACCCAGAAGCCAACCGAGCAUAUUACCUGAGGCAAGAACAGAGCAGAAAAGCAGAACUGUUUUUAUCCCUGAGGUAUCUGCACAUGUGCUGAAGUGGAGGGGGGCAGCAGGCAUGGAAAUAAGUUACACUGAUGUGCUUGAGAAAUAUGAGUUGGACUCAUAUUUCAUCUCGACUCAUCCAGACUUUCUCCACUGAAUAUGGUAAGCUUCUUUUUAAAUAUAUAAAUUGUUUUGAUUAUAUUUUGUCUGCAUGAAAAUUCCAGAUGAAAAAGCCUUUUCCCCUGACUGAUUCCUCCUGGAAGCUGAAGCGGUCUCUCACCUGCAAACCUCUGUCAAGUGCAAGCAAGGCUCGGGAGCAGCAGGUGCUAAGGAGGGAAUUACACAAGGGGGCUGCAAUCUUCACAGCUCCAGCCUAAACUCUGCUGGGAUCUCGUGGAAAGAUCCUUCACAGCAAGUCAAACCACCCAGCAGCUUCUGUCCAGUGUAGCUGGAAGCAGCAGCUCUAACGCUUUCCUGCCUCCCGGGGUGGCAAUUCUGCGAACAAGCAGGGAUUCCCAAGACUCACACAGGCUAACCACGCAAAACCAGUGCCGUCCUUCCAGCUGGAAGCACAUGGCGAGCCAGGGGACUUGAAGCCUACACUAUCGGCAGAGGAAUGUGACAAGAAAUGCGCAGAGGCACAUUGUUGUUACAACAAUCCUCCCGGAGGGGGCCGCUAACUGCUAUGUUGUGCAUUUACGUAAUUGAGCCGCGGAGGUAAGAGCGGGCCCAUUUGCUGUGCAACCGAUAAUCACACUGGCAGGUCCUGCGAGCUCAUUUGUUCCAUUGUCCUUUCACAGAAUGACGGCUACUUGUAAGACUCAGGGAAGCCUGUGCUUUUACCUGCAGCUGCGAGCGAGCACCGAAUGAAAUGCCCCCAAACACCUCCGACUUCAGGCACGUGGCAUCGUUCAUGGGCUCCUCAAACGCUCUGAGCCUAAUUUCUGCUGAUCACGGGAGAUGCAGCGACACACCGAUGCUGGGGAAGACAGCUGCUUUCACACAAAUCACAAACCAUCCAGGAUGUAAAUUCUUCUGGGAAGCCAUCCAAAAGCAUUCAAAGGAUAACUGCGAAUGACUUACACACUCAAACAGAAAGAGGGCCAGAGGCCUGAUUAUUCAAAAUAAUCAAGCCCAAGAGGCAGGUGAAUGAUUGCACCUCAGAGAAGGCAUGUGACUGUUCUUUCCCCUCUUACUAAAUCACAGCCUGAUCUUCCCACAGUGUGAUUACCAGUUACAGGGUAAGUAAUGCCUUCUGGUGGCUCUGUUCACCAACGUGGGCUAGAUCAAAGCCCCCCUCUAUGACAGUCACCUCCAGCCUACCCCUUCAGAGCCUGGCUGUGGACAGCGUUAGUCACCUAGCUUCCUAAGAGCAAGAGAAUCCCCCCUUCCCAUCUCACUGAAGAAAACUACAAUAUAGGAUAUGCAGGGCUAUGCAUUUUUCACUCCUUAGGUACUUAAAGACGUGCUACGAAGGUGUACAGUAAUCUUCAAACAAGCACAGAUGAGCUCGUACCCAUCGCAAUGCACUGUGGAAACCCCAGGAAGAGUUUACCUCCAGCCUUUGGGGACUGCAGAGCCUCUCUGCUUGACUUAGGGAAGGUCUGUGGGGAUGUCACAUGCGGAACAGGGAUCUGUGUGAAACCUGCCUGCCCCGCAUGCCAA